AUAAUUCAAUCAAAGGAAGAAAUAGUUCUCCUAAGAUGGAAUCUGUGAUUUGGGAAUGUGGUUGAUCAACUUGAUAUGUUGGCCAAAUGUGCCCUCUGUAAUAAAAUGAAGAGACAAGAUGAUGUAAUUUUCCCAUAUUGUGAAACCACAAACAAAUGCCUUUUGUGAGACCAAGCUAACAAACCUCUGAUGGUACAGAGUGUUUAACUGAUUGAAGAACUUAACAGUGGAAUACAGAAGUUCUUUCAAGCCAAGUCCUGCAGUUAUAUGUUGACCUGACAUACAUAUUGAGUAGGCCUGAUCAUCCGUAUCUUGGAAGAAUGGCUAUAAGCUGGAUCAUCUUCUGUCUUUGGCUCUUGACUGUGUUUGUGGGGCAUAUAGGUGGGCACAGUUUAUUUUCUUGUGAACCUAUUACCUUGAGGAUGUGCCAAGAUUUGCCUUAUAAUACUACCUUCAUGCCUAAUCUUCUGAAUCAUUAUGACCAACAGACAGCAGCUUUAGCAAUGGAGCCCUUCCACCCUAUGGUGAAUCUGGAUUGUUCUCGGGAUUUCCGGCCAUUUCUUUGUGCACUCUAUGCUCCUAUUUGUAUGGAAUAUGGACGUGUCACACUUCCCUGUCGUAGGCUGUGUCAGCGGGCCUAUAGUGAGUGUUCAAAGCUGAUGGAGAUGUUUGGUGUUCCUUGGCCCGAAGAUAUGGAAUGCAGUAGGUUUCCAGAUUGUGAUGAGCCAUAUCCUCGACUUGUGGAUCUGAAUUUAGUUGGAGAUCCAACUGAAGGAGCCCCAGUGGCAGUGCAGAGGGACUAUGGUUUUUGGUGUCCCCGAGAGUUAAAAAUUGAUCCUGAUCUUGGCUAUUCUUUUUUGCACGUGCGUGAUUGUUCACCUCCUUGUCCCAAUAUGUACUUUAGGAGAGAAGAACUAUCAUUUGCUCGCUAUUUCAUAGGAUUGAUUUCAAUCAUUUGCCUCUCUGCCACACUGUUUACUUUUUUAACUUUUUUGAUUGAUGUCACAAGGUUCCGUUAUCCUGAAAGGCCUAUUAUAUUUUAUGCAGUCUGCUAUAUGAUGGUAUCGUUAAUUUUCUUCAUUGGGUUUUUGCUUGAGGACCGAGUAGCCUGCAAUGCCUCCAUCCCUGCACAGUAUAAGGCUUCCACCGUGACACAAGGAUCUCAUAACAAAGCCUGCACCAUGCUUUUUAUGGUACUCUAUUUUUUCACGAUGGCUGGCAGUGUAUGGUGGGUAAUUCUUACCAUCACAUGGUUUUUAGCAGCUGUGCCAAAGUGGGGUAGUGAAGCUAUUGAGAAGAAAGCACUGCUAUUUCAUGCCAGUGCAUGGGGCAUUCCCGGAACUCUGACUAUCAUCCUUUUAGCGAUGAAUAAAAUUGAAGGUGACAAUAUUAGUGGCGUGUGUUUUGUUGGCCUCUACGAUGUUGAUGCAUUGAGAUAUUUUGUUCUUGCCCCUCUCUGCCUAUAUGUGGUAGUCGGGGUUUCUCUCCUCUUAGCCGGCAUUAUAUCCCUAAACCGAGUUCGAAUUGAGAUUCCAUUAGAAAAGGAAAACCAAGAUAAAUUAGUGAAGUUUAUGAUCCGGAUUGGUGUUUUCAGCAUUCUGUAUCUCGUACCACUCUUGGUUGUAAUUGGAUGCUACUUUUAUGAGCAAGCUUACCGUGGCAUCUGGGAAACAACAUGGAUACAAGAACGCUGCAGAGAAUAUCACAUUCCAUGUCCAUAUCAGGUUACUCAGAUGAGUCGUCCGGACCUGAUUCUUUUUCUGAUGAAGUACCUGAUGGCUCUUAUAGUUGGUAUUCCCUCUAUUUUUUGGGUUGGAAGCAAAAAGACAUGCUUUGAAUGGGCCAGUUUUUUUCAUGGUCGUAGGAAAAAAGAGAUAGUGAAUGAGAGCCGACAGGUACUCCAGGAGCCUGACUUUGCUCAGUCGCUCCUGAGGGACCCAAAUACUCCUAUAAUAAGAAAAUCCAGGGGAACAUCCACCCAAGGAACAUCCACACAUGCAUCUUCAACUCAGCUGGCUAUGGUGGAUGAUCAAAGGAGCAAAGCAGGGAGUGUCCACAGCAAAGUGAGCAGCUAUCACGGCAGCCUCCACCGAUCCCGUGAUGGCAGGUACACCCCCUGCAGUUACCGAGGGAUGGAGGAGAGACUACCUCACGGCAGCACGUCCCGCCUGACGGACCACUCCCGGCACAGCAGUUCCCACCGGCUGAACGAACAGUCGCGACACAGCAGCAUCCGGGACCUCAGCAACAACCCCAUGACCCACAUCACACACGGCACCAGCAUGAAUCGGGUUAUUGAAGAGGAUGGAACCAGUGCUUAAUGUGUCUUGUCUAAGGUGGAAAAGUUGUGCUACGUAAAAAGCGGAUUUUGUUCUCUGCCUUUGCAUGACAGAUGGCUGUAACUCACUGUCAUCCCGCUUUCAGUCAGGUGUGGCGUGUGUCCAUUGGGAAGGUAAAUUUUCGCUUUUUAUAUUGAAUCAAACUUGGAACAUCAAGACAUGCAAAACACUAGGAAUUGUAUUGUCACAGAAAUAAUUCUUUCUAGAUUGUGAAGAGAUAAUUAUUUGUCUGGUAAGCAUUUUUAUAAACCCACUUAUUUUAUAUUUAGAAAAAUCCUAAAUGUGUGGUGAUUGCUUUGUAGUGAACUUUCAUAUACUAUGAACUAGUUGUGAGAUAACAUUCUGGUAGCUCUGUUAAUAACACAAAGUUUCAGAAUUAAAGGAAUUUUCUAUGCAAGGUUUAUUUCUCAGAUGAAUAGCAGGACUUUGUAGUUUUAUUUCCAGUAAGAAAAAAAAGAACUGUUUUUAAACUAUAGGAGAAUUUGAUAAAUGAGCAAGGGUAUUUUCACUAAUGGAAUUUAAGUCAACAGAAGAAUCUGAUUAGUCUAUGGGAGGUUCUCUUAAAAUUCUAUCAAAAUAAACUGUAUUCUGAGAUAUUCAAAAUUUGGUUUAGCAAUGAAAUGAAAGCAGAGAUGGGCAUUUUCCUCCUAUAAUUGUGUUGUUUUUUACUUUUGUAAAUAUUACUUUUACUGGCUAUUUUUAUAACUUAUCCAUAUGCAUGAUAGAAAAAUUUUAGUUUGUAGCCAUCUUUUUCCCAGGUUAUAGUACUGCUUCAUAGAAAACUUCACGUUCAGAUAUGCUCUGUGAGGCAUGUAAUAAGCAUCACACAUUAUAAGGCUUUUUGUGGUAACCACAAUUACAAAAUGGCAAAAUA
Messenger RNA from Chinchilla lanigera (long-tailed chinchilla), 3213 nucleotides. It is a transcript of the gene Fzd3, whose product is annotated as frizzled class receptor 3. Gene Ontology annotation, biological process: non-canonical Wnt signaling pathway; canonical Wnt signaling pathway. Gene Ontology annotation, molecular function: Wnt receptor activity; Wnt-protein binding. Gene Ontology annotation, cellular component: plasma membrane. The record is from RefSeq and is a predicted model, not a curated record. Lineage: Eukaryota; Metazoa; Chordata; Mammalia; Rodentia; Chinchillidae.